AUGGGUUCAAUCGACACAUUGGAGUCCUCUGUCACGAGGGCCACCAUGUGUAAGAAAUGCACCAAUGGCAACAAAGUCACUAUCGACUUUCCAGAUGGGAGCUUCACCUUCCACUCUCAGUGGCUCCGUGAUGCUCGUUUCGACAACGGUGCAGCCCGGAAUGCCGAGACAGCAAUGUGCCAGCAGCCGCUCCAACUCGCCCAAGUCGAGAAGGUUCGCACUUCAAGCUAUGGUCUCAAGGAAACGCUUGACAUCAGCUGGAAGGAUGGAGUCAAUAAUCAGAUCCCGCUUCCUUGGCUUCGUGUCAUGGCGCCUCUGGUAGCUGCUCCAGCCGACGACCUUACCGCUUCGCCAGCCCAAGCCGAAGUCAAAGGUUGGACAGUUGACAGUCUGCAUAUCCCAGAGGUAUCCUACUCGAAACUGUUCGCUGGAGAGCUCGAGCCCAAGGAUCUUGAGGAAACCAUUCUUUCCAUCAUCGACCGAAUUCUGGGCUCCUCCGCGCCCGGUAUUGUGAAGAUCGUGGAUCUUCCCGCUCCGAACAUGGAAGAAGAGCACAGCCACAAGAAAAACAUCAACACCCAAGUCCUCAAACGUCUUUUUGGUGCUGUCUUCGUCCACCCAAUUCGCGGUGCCGAUCAGACUUUCAACGUAUCGAGCCACUCCGGCGAUGCCAAUCGCAAGAUUGGACUACCCAAUUACGACACCACCCAAAUUCUUCUGCCGCACACUGACCAUGCCUUCUACGACAACCCCAUCCAAGUCCAGGGAUUCUACGGCCUCGAAGGUACCAGUGAGAACACGUGGAUCUCGUCCCUUCAAGCGCUCGAGACGCUGCGCAGCGAGGACCCAGAGUCUUAUCGCCACCUAUGCAACGCUCCCGUAGCGUUCGGGCGUGUGUCCAAAUUCUACGGCGAGCCGCUGUAUCAAGCCACCACUGACACGGCUGUCACCAUGCACCCAGGCUAUCCAGAUCGCGUGAAGCGCGUGCGCUGGCAUCCGAACUUGACUGGCUACCUGUGCAGCCCGUAUGCCGACUACAAAGCCCAUCGGCUCGCGCAUCAGAAGUUUGAGGAGAUCAUGAGGCGUCCAAGCCACCAACUCAAGAUUGUGUUGAAGCCGGGAGACCUGUACGUCUGGGACAACUUCCGGCUCAUGCAUGGCCGAGAAAAGGUUCUGACCACGCCGCGUACGGGUGUUGGCCAGACGGUGCCUGAGAAUGUCGUUCAUGACCGAUACCGGGCGUUGUGCGUCAAUAUGCUCAAGGGGCAUAUUGAUGGUGAUUGGCUGUGCCAUAUGCCCAUGCAGCAGCUGCGUGAGCUCGUCAAGCUUUUCCAGGGUGGCCAGGAAGACAUCGGGAAUUGA
Messenger RNA from Alternaria ethzedia, 1362 nucleotides. RefSeq lists its product as uncharacterized. The transcript has a single exon. NCBI's taxonomy places the organism in Eukaryota, Fungi, Ascomycota, Dothideomycetes, Pleosporales, Pleosporaceae. The record is from RefSeq and is a predicted model, not a curated record. Bases 1 to 1362 code for a protein of 453 amino acids. Gene Ontology annotation, cellular component: mitochondrion. Gene Ontology annotation, molecular function: oxidoreductase activity. Gene Ontology annotation, biological process: carnitine biosynthetic process.